AAACUUCAUUUCAUCACUAACAUGUACUCAAGAUCAUCGCAAAGAAGGCUUUACAGGGAUCCACCACAGAUCUGUUAAGGCUGGUUGAUUUUGUUUCAACCCCCAAAUCUUCCCGUUUUUCCUGCUUGGUGCCCAUCUUUCACGCGACGCUUAAAUCAAUUCAAGUACCAAACUACAUCAAUCCUAAGACUAUUCCUACCAUCAGUACGCGCGAAGUGGGCUCUCAUGGGACUGCUGAAGGUUUCUACGGUCACCUCUUCAGCUUUUGAUGGCGAGGACGACGCCGUGACAAAGUAUAUUGUGAGGAGGUGGGAUGAAGUAUACCCGUGGAUGCGGUUCUUCGCUCGAAAUUGCCUCCCCCCUCCUUAUGAUGUCUCAGUUACUCCUCCACGCCCAGAUCUUUGCAGUGUCUUCGACGCUGUAAAAUUGUGCGUCACUCCGCUUUCAUUAAUCUGCACCAAAUCGGAAGAAGGGCGUCACUUGCUCCGUUCUUCUGUUUCUGUCCAGCACUUUGUCGCGCAGUUAUGGAUAUUGGUUGGAAAUCUUAGGGGAGAUGUACUCCCAGGCGACCCCGGAACUACAACUGAUGGCCUUGUUUCGAUGCUCCGGGCAUCUUUUCCGCUAACAAACCAAGUUUGCGUAUCUGAAUCUGAAGAUCCAGACAAAAUCACCCUUCCAUUAUCGAAUUAUAUAUAUGCUGCCGGAGGGGUGAAGCCCGUUGUCUUCACCCUCCUCAGAUACAUCCGUCGGAUCACCAGAGAUGUUACUGCAGUAGAAGAACCUCGAUCGUGGACGACGUGCAAUCGGAGCGUACAACAACUUCAUUUCUAUACGGUUGGUCUCCACUAUUCCUUCCAGUUUAUCCAGACUAUCAGUCGCCAAGAUGCUUCAUGCCGUGCGCAACUUAUCCGCCAAGGUUCGAUUCGUACGGUGGUGGAUGCAAUUACGCAGAUCUUACCGAGGAUCUUAGUGCAAAAAAACAAGGAAUUGGAUUUUCAUCCAGAGAUGGGACUCGCGGGUAGGCAGAACGUUCUGUGGUCGGGGUACUCGUACAUCGCAUCCGCUAUUCGCGAUGCAGAUGACGGAGUAGCAGCCGUAUGCCAGGCAAUCGAUGCUGGCCUCCUUCAAACGCUGGAAAAGGGGGUUGUUUGCCCGCCUCACGCCAGCGGUUGCGAUCACCCAGCCCGUGGCCGCUUGGGUGACAUAGAGUUGCUCUUCCUUCUCGCCACAUUUUUCAUAUACCACAGGGUCGUUGAAUCUAUUUCCCGACACUGGUUUCGCGUGUCAAGUGCUCCUAUGGAAAAACGAGAGAUACGCGACAAAGGGUUGGGGGUUGCUCUCGAACUCGUCUUGACAUCUACUAUCCAUGCUAUGGACCAUCGCAGUGUAGAACCUAUAAACUUCCAUGAAUACAGGUGCAGUGGUCCAGGAGUACGUUGAUCAUCUCUAAUUGCAUUAUGUGGAUACUGAUGUGUGCUAGUGUCCGAUGUGCACAUUCAAGUUUGUCAGUAAAAAGCGUCGGUGCUCAGGCUGCUUGG
Molecule: messenger RNA, 1538 nt
Organism: Suillus subaureus
Lineage: Eukaryota; Fungi; Basidiomycota; Agaricomycetes; Boletales; Suillaceae
Exons: 1
Coding region: 226-1440 (404 amino acids)
Source: RefSeq, a predicted model, not a curated record